AUGAACGGCGCAAACGGUGCAAACGGGGCCCAGGCCCAGGCCCAGGACGACAAGUCAUACCUGGCCAUGGUUGGUAACGCCGACGCCGAAGUGGAGCGUCUCCAAAUCCAGCACCGCUGGAUCCAAAUGUGCCUCAACAACAAAAUCGCAUUCGCCCCCGUCGACCUCAAGAAAGACGGGCUAAAGGUCCUCGACAUGGGUUGCGCCGAUGGGACGCUCCUCAGGGACCUGCAGAAACAAGUCCCACCCUCCGCCGAAUUGGUUGGCGCAGACGUGUCGACCGUUUUCAUGCCCACGUCAGCUCAGGGCAACAUUCGCUACGUAACCCAGGACGUCUGCGAUCCACCCGCCGACGACCUCAAGGGCAAGUUCGACAUGACCCAUGUCCGCAACGUACUUCACAGCACGAGCAAAUCCGGCGUUGAGAAGGCCGUGGCAAAUCUUGCGGAAACGCUGGCGCCUGGCGGAUGGCUGCAGGCUAUGGAAUUGGACGUGUCUUCCGACCAGCCAGACCAGCCCCAGGCUCUGAAGGAUGUCAUCCACAUUAUCGGAACGAUGAUGGAGAAGGUGGGCAUGGAUCGGGGGUACCAGAAGAAAUUGCCCGAGGCAUUCAAAAAGGCGGGGUUGCAGAACGUCAAAUUGGAGCGGAUCAACUGCGGCGUCGGCAGAGUACAUGCCAACGACGAGGACAUGAAAAUGUCCAUUGAGCCAUUUAAACGCACAAUCGCCCUUGUUUCAAGACAGGCGAAAGUGAUGUGCCCCGAGAUGCCGGCUUCGGUGUUUGAGAACCUCGAAGAGAGAUACAUCAAAGACAUGACAGAGAGGGGCGGAAAUUUCCCCGGCGUUAUUGUAUAUGGCCAGAAGGCGGCUGCGUAG
Messenger RNA from Colletotrichum chrysophilum, 876 nucleotides. RefSeq lists its product as uncharacterized. The record is from RefSeq and is a predicted model, not a curated record. The coding region runs from base 1 to 876 and encodes 291 amino acids. Lineage: Eukaryota; Fungi; Ascomycota; Sordariomycetes; Glomerellales; Glomerellaceae. The transcript is spliced from 4 exons.